GCACAUCAUUGAAGUUCAUAAUGCUUCAUCCAUUUGUACUUGAUAAGUUUACAAUGACUACGACUCAUCAUUUUGCAGGAAGCCGCUCCAAGAAUCAACGUCUGUUAAGCCCAGUUUUCACCACCACUUACGGCACUCUAGACAGAGCCGUACAACUACAAGCGAAGGCGCAGAAGGAGGAGCUGAAGUACAGUGGCGGAGUGAAUCCUAAGCCACACAAAGGUCUGGCUUCUAAAGCCAUUGAUUUUUUGGAAACCGUGAUCGUUAAGUUCAUGUAUAAUAAUUCCUCGUUGCCUCUUUACUAUCUCUCCGGUAAUUUUGCUCCGGUUCCGUACGAAACUCCUCCCACCGCAAACCUUUACGUCAUCGGCCAUCUCCCUGAGUGCUUGAAUGGAGAGUUUGUUAGAGUCGGUCCCAACCCAAAGUUUGCUCCAGUGGCUGGAUAUCACUGGUUUGAUGGAGACGGCAUGGUUCAUGGAGUGCGCAUCAAGGACGGAAGGGCAACGUAUGUUUCCCGUUUUGUAAAGACAUCACGUCUUAAACAGGAAGAGUUCUUUGGGGGAGCUAAAUUUGGAAAGAUUGGAGACCUUAAGGGGGUGUUUGGAUUAUUUGUAGUUUUCAUUCACUUGCUGAGAGAGAAGUUGAAUGUAUUGGACUUGUCAUAUGGAUUUGGAGCAGGUAAUACAGCUCUUAUAUAUCACCAUGGAAAACUUCUAGCUCUAUCGGAGCUGGACAAACCUUAUGUCCUUAAAGUUUUUGAAGAUGGAGAUCUACAAACACUUGGCAUGCUGGAUUAUGAUAAAAGAUUAAAACAUCCCCUCACUGCUCAUCCAAAAAUUGACCCAUACACUGGUGAAAUGUUUACUUUUGGUUGCUCGCAAACUCCACCGUAUGUCACCUACAGAGUUAUUUCCAAGGAUGGUUUCAUGCAUGACCCAGUACCUAUAACUAUAUCAGAAUAUGUCAUGAUGCAUGACUUUGCUAUCACUGAGAAUUAUGCAAUUUUCAUGGAUCUGCCUAUGCGUUUCAGACCAAAGGAAAUGGUGAAAGAAAACAAGCUGAUACUAACAUUUGAUCCAACGAUUAAAGCUCGUUUUGGUGUACUUCCACGGUAUGCAAAGGAUGAGAGUCAAAUCAGAUGGUUUGAGCUUCCAAACUGCUUCAUAAUUCAUAAUGCUAAUGCUUGGGAGGAGGAGGAUGAAGUUGUUUUGAUCACUUGCCGCAUUGAGAAUCCUGAUUUAGACAUGCUCAACGGGCCUGUCAAAGAAAAGAAUGAAAAAGUCACAAUUGAGCUGUAUGAAAUGAGAUUCAAUAUGAAGACUGGUGCAGCUUCACAAAAGAAACUCUCAGCACCUUCCGUUGAUUUACCUAGGAUAAACGAGAGAUACUGUGGCAGGAAACAGAGAUAUGCUUACGGAGCCAUUCUAGACAAUAUUAUAAAGAUCACAGGGAUCAUCAAAUUUGAUCUGCGUGCUGAACCAGAGGCAGAAAAAGCAAAGCUGGAAGUUGGAGGAAAUGUUAAAGGAAUCUUUGAUCUGGGUCCUGGUAGAUUUGGUUCAGAGGCUGUGUUUGUCCCUCGAGAGCUGGGCAUCAGUUCUGAAGAAGAUGAUGGCUACUUAAUUUUCUUUGUACAUGAUGAGAAUACAGGAAAAUCAGCAGUGUAUGUAAUUGAUGCAAAAACAAUGUCAGCAGAUCCUGUAGCAAUUGUGGAAUUACCUCACAGAGUUCCAUAUGGGUUUCAUGGCAUCUUUGUGACAGAGGAACAACUUCAAGAGCUUGCCAAACUGUGAUGGAACAAUCACCAAUGACACGAAUGCUGAGAUUUUUGGAUCAUCGAACAAAGAUCUAAAAAGCCAAUUUCUUAUUAAUGUCUAAAUAUUUGUUUCUUUUUAAGUUUAUACAUCUUUAAGUGAGAAUAUCAAUUAUCAGUAGUAAACUGUAACGAUGAUUGACUGAGAGCAAUCAAGCUCAAAGUUUCCGAGUGUGCUUUAACUGAGACCAUCUU
Molecule: messenger RNA, 2005 nt
Organism: Pistacia vera
Lineage: Eukaryota; Viridiplantae; Streptophyta; Magnoliopsida; Sapindales; Anacardiaceae
Product: carotenoid 9,10(9',10')-cleavage dioxygenase 1-like
Exons: 14
Coding region: 21-1790 (589 amino acids)
Biological process (GO): carotene catabolic process
Cellular component (GO): chloroplast stroma
Molecular function (GO): carotenoid dioxygenase activity
Source: RefSeq, a predicted model, not a curated record